CACGUCUUUGGUCGACAAGCAUUGUUCCUCGUGAUCAAUGUCGCAUUCUCCAUGUCCAGCAGGCUCAUAUGUCGGGCACUGCAACUCGGCCAUGGCUCUCUGUGCCAAAGAUCCUUGAGAGACCUCCCUUGGAAGCCUUCGAGCACAAACCCACCAUGCCUUGCACAAUCAAGAUGUUACACGUGCACUCCACGCUUUGCAAUUCCCAAAUCAACUGAUCAAUCCCAAUACUCGACCAAAGAAGUUCAGGAACGAGCUGAAGAGCUACACGCCUCUGGCAAGAACUUGUAUCCUCGAUAUGCGCACACAUCCAAGAGCAGGAGUGUCAAAUCACUUGCUCUAGAAGUGGAUACCGUCCCCACGAGCGAUGGACCCCCACCAGUCAAAGAGGAGGAUCUCAUCCAAGUGUUUGGCCGAAUUACCUCUAUCCGAACCAGUGGAUCCAAGCUUGUCUUUAUUGACCUUGUUGAGGAUCAAGUAAAGCUCCAAGUCAUCCUCUCAUAUUCAGCCUUUGAGUCGCAAGGGAUCUCCAAGGAUGAAUUCAAAAAGACCACUCACCUCGCUCGACGUGGUGAUUGGAUUGCUAUCAACGCAAGUCCACCAUAUCGCGCCAAAAAUGGCCAAGUCUCAGUCAAGGCCACCAGUCUUCCAGAGAUCCAAUCGCCAUGUCUGAACCGAUUCCCCGUCGAACAACGAGGGUUUGCGACGAGCGAAGCUGCAGAGGGACAGUUCCACCCUCGUCAUCUCGAAAUGCUCACCGAUCCAGAAGUAAUCGAGACAUUCAAGCUUCGAUCUCUCAUCACCAAGACCAUGCGCGACUUCUUUGUACAAAAGUCCUUUGUGGAAGUGCAGACACCUAUCUUAUCUGGCCUUGCAAGCGGAGCCGUUGCUCGACCAUUCGAGACCUACGCGACCGAGUUUCCUGAUCGUAUCCUCAACCUCCGCAUUGCACCUGAGCUCUGGCUUAAGAGGUUGAUUGUAGGAGGGAUGGAUCGUGUCUUUGAGAUUGGCCCCUCCUUUCGAAACGAAGGUCUUGACAAGACGCACAACCCUGAAUUCUCAACCUGCGAAUUCUACGCCGUGCGUCAUGAUCUGCCACAACUCAUGGAAUAUACUCAAGAUCUUCUCGCUGCAAUGGCUCAGACAGUCCAAUCUUCAGGAUUUGUCCAGUCGCCAGAAACCCUAUCUCUUCUAGGAACCAUACAAGGAGAGUACCAAGUCAUCGACUUCAUCCCCGCCUUGAACGAAGCCCUCGACCAAACCCUCCCCGACCUCACUUCCCCCACAGCUCACGCUGAACUUCUCACUAUAUUCGAAACAAAAUCUAUUCCUCUACCAUCUCAUGCCAACAUCCCACGCCUUCUCGACACUCUAUCCUCCAUCUAUCUCGAACCUCGAUCUCUGCACACUCCAACUUGGAUCAUCAAUAUUCCUGAAUGUCUCUCCCCACUAGCCAAAUCAUUCAAACAUCCCACCCUCUCAACCUUCACUUCGGUUGCCGCUCGUGCCGAACUAUUCAUCUCUGGAAAGGAAGUCGUCAAUUGUUACGAAGAGGAGAAUUCUCCGUUUGAACAGCGAAAGAAGUUCACUGAUCAACAAUUCUAUGCUCGUCAACAACCACCCACAUCACCCUCGUCCUCAUCAUCGCCUUCGAAAAACCCCGCUAUCGACUCUGAAAUAACUCCACCAGAUGAAUCAUACCUUGAAGCUCUCGAAUGGGGUCUCCCUCCGACAGGUGGAUGGGGAUGCGGUAUCGAUCGUCUCGUCAUGCUGUUCUCAGGAAAACGCAGAAUCGGCGAUGUAUUGACAUUUGGGAAUCUGAGAAGUGUUACUCGAGGAGCGAGUAAUGUCAAGCAAGAGAAAGAGAAGAAGGGAAUUGAUAUGACAUAAUCCCUUGAAUACAGAACUAUGUACUUUUAGCAAAUGACCGAAUGAUGAUAUAUACCUGAUGGGCCCGGCCUGGUCUGAUUUGAUCUAAUCUAGCCCACGAUGUAC
Molecule: messenger RNA, 1995 nt
Organism: Exophiala mesophila
Lineage: Eukaryota; Fungi; Ascomycota; Eurotiomycetes; Chaetothyriales; Herpotrichiellaceae
Product: lysine-tRNA ligase
Exons: 3
Coding region: 52-1890 (612 amino acids)
Biological process (GO): mitochondrial lysyl-tRNA aminoacylation
Cellular component (GO): mitochondrion; cytoplasm
Molecular function (GO): tRNA binding; lysine-tRNA ligase activity; ATP binding
Source: RefSeq, a predicted model, not a curated record